Molecule: messenger RNA, 567 nt
Organism: Macrosiphum euphorbiae (potato aphid)
Lineage: Eukaryota; Metazoa; Arthropoda; Insecta; Hemiptera; Aphididae
Source: the annotation of a GenBank genome assembly
AUGAACGGAUUUAUUGAGCAGGAAAUUAUGGAUGAAGCGGAUAAUAAUUGUUACGCUAGUGGAUUAUUACAAAAUAUGCGUGAUUGUAAUGUAUCUCACAGUCUUGAAGAAUUGGCGAUGUUACAUAUUAAACCUGACAAUCAAGAAAUGAACAAGGCUAUUACAAAUGAAAAUAUUGAUACAUCAAACUUUAUUAUGCAGGAAAUAACUGAUGAAGCAGAUGACAACUACACAAGUGAAUUAUUACAACAAAUGCGUGAUUGUACGGUAUUACACAGUCCUCAAGAAUUGACGAUGCCACAUACUAAACCUGACAAUCAAGAAAUGAGUGGGACCAUUAAAAAUGAAUGUAUUGAUGAAUAUAUGGAUACAUCAGACGAUCAUAAUAAAGUCAUUAGAUUAUUACCAAGAAAACCCAGAUACGAGACUGAAAAUACAGCAGCAUCAUUAAAUGGCGAAAAAAACUACGAAAUAGAUACUAUUGACGGAUAUGAAUUUGAAGGAUUUGUAUCUAGUAUAAGCCAUGCAUCAGAAUUCAUUGCUCAUGUGAAUUCAAACUUACUGUAA